GUAAACUGGCAGUCAAUAAAUGAAGCAGGAUCAGUGGGUAAAUGGUCACAGUAACAAUAACUUAUCCUACAGCCGCAUUACUCCAUCGCAGUCUCGGUUUCCUGUUUGUGAGAAGUUUGCUGUUCACUGACACGCUCUCAGUUUCGCAACUGACCUACUUAAAUCGCCAGAGAGAAAAACAAGAGUGUUAAACGGCGAAUACAAGGAUUAGGUUCAAAGGAACGUGCCCAGUGUGAGAAACACCUGCACAGGUAACGGAAACUCACCUGGAGUAGCUGUGAGUGCGGUGGGGUCUGCCAGCACCUGACGUUAUGGAGCUCGGCUCGGUGUCCACGGGGGUCCGGUCCCUGUUUUUCAUGCUCACACCGAACGAAUCAUCUUUUCAGAAAAUGGAAGCUGUUCCUCAGUAUGUGCAACAGGCCACUCCUUUCUUUAUAGGGCUGAUGGUGCUGGAGCUGGUGGUGGGCGUGCUGAAGACAGGGGCCCCAGUGGUCACCAUUAGUGAUGGACUGACCUCCAUAUCUGCUGGAAUGAUCUCCAGACUCCCAUUGCUGUUAAUGAGAGGUUGUGAGUUGACAGCGUACAUGUAUGUGUGGGACCGGUACCGCCUGGUGGAGCUGCCCUGGGACUCUGCCUGGACCUGGUGGUUCACCUUCCUGGGCGUGGACUUCUGCUACUACUGGGUUCACCGCUUUGCUCACGAGCUGUCCAUCCUUUGGGCUGCUCACCAGGUUCACCACAGUUCAGAGUACUACAACCUUACCACUGCCCUCAGACAGUCCCUCACCCAGCAGUUCUCAUCAUGGAUUUUCUACCUGCCCAUGGCUCUGGUUGCACCCCCCACAAUCUUUGCAGUUCACCUACAGUUAAACCUUCUCUACCAGUUCUGGAUCCACACAGAGCUGAUCAGAGACCUUGGACCUUUGGAGUGGAUCUUUAACACCCCAAAACAUCACAGAGUUCAUCAUGGUAGGAACCUUUACUGCAUUGACAAGAAUUAUGGAGGAAUUCUGAUCAUAUGGGACAGAUUAUUUGGUACCUUUGCUCCAGAGACAGAGAAAGUGGUCUAUGGUCUGGUGUUCCCUAUCAAUACCUUUGAAAUCCUCCAUGUUCAGUUGCACUACUAUUUGUAUUUGUGGAGAAGGUCCAACACCUACAACACUAUCAGCCACAAAUUGUCAACUUUCUUUAAAGGUCCAAGUUGGAAACCCGGAAAACCUCGACUAGGUGACCACGUGGACAAUCCCAAGGUUACCGGAAAGGAAGUGCCUCACAAUCCCAGCUGGUCCCUGCCUUUACAAGUUUAUGUGGUCAUACAUUUCCUGCUGGUGCUGCAAACUUAUCAUGAUUUGUUUGAAAACAAGAUGAUGCUGUCCCAGUUAACCAUUCUGGGGAUGACUGGCUACAUUCUGCUCACUCUCACCUCCCUGGGAUUCAUUAUGGAUCAGAGGCCAAUGGCGGCUGUCUUGGAGAUGCUACGCUGUGUCGUCAUGGUCACAAUGCAAAGGUACAGCUACAUGAAACCCCUGCUGCCUUCACUAGCAGUGCCCACAGAGGCCUUUGUCUCCCUCUCUCUGCUGUUCUGGGCUCUGCAGAGCUUCUCGCAGCUGCUCCGCAUCAAGAAGAAGGCUGACUGAGUCAACACGAGAUGACACAGCCUGAUGGGCUGAAGGCUUUAUCUUUUGAAGUCAUAAUUGUUGACAUAAUUCUAUAGUAACACCUUUUUAAUCAUAUUAAACAAUGUGUACAAAAUCUGUAUGUGGCAUCCCUCAGCUUCUACUGUUUUGAUUGGAGAAGUGAGACAAAGCGGUUGUUUCAGCUUCUGCUUGAUGCCCUUUUUACAUACUUGCAUGUAAGCUUUAGCAUGUAAAUUAGCCAAAAGACAAGGCAAGGUGCUAAACAUUUUUUAUCAAAUGAUACAUUUCUUAAGAAAAAAUCUCUUUCUAAAUGUCUUGUCUUUAAAAUGACACUAUUAUAACAGAGGGGCUGCAGUGAUCAUUGAAGUACUAAUGGAUUUUUAUAUUUCACCUGAACUACUGUGUAAAAAAUUUUCCUUUACUAUGCAACAUAUACCUCCUCAAAAAGUGCUCCUCAUACCUAUGCCUGUUAAUUUCACCUUUGACUUGCACAACACUGUACAGUAUAUUGUUUUCCUUCUCUCAUUGCAAUAAAACAUUUUUAAUUUUGCUCUAAA
Messenger RNA from Micropterus salmoides (largemouth bass), 2194 nucleotides. RefSeq names its product alkylglycerol monooxygenase (gene agmo). The transcript has 13 exons. Gene Ontology annotation, cellular component: endoplasmic reticulum. Lineage: Eukaryota; Metazoa; Chordata; Actinopteri; Centrarchiformes; Centrarchidae. Bases 312 to 1637 code for a protein of 441 amino acids. Gene Ontology annotation, biological process: lipid biosynthetic process. The record is from RefSeq and is a predicted model, not a curated record. Gene Ontology annotation, molecular function: oxidoreductase activity; iron ion binding.